Molecule: messenger RNA, 2256 nt
Organism: Iphiclides podalirius (scarce swallowtail)
Lineage: Eukaryota; Metazoa; Arthropoda; Insecta; Lepidoptera; Papilionidae
Source: the annotation of a GenBank genome assembly
AUGGCCGACGACAAAAAAAACCUGUUACUCUUCUUCGAUCGUCCUACUGAGCCAUGCUUCAUGCAAAAAGGGGAGGAAAAAUCAACUUUUCAGAUACCUGACAACUUUUACCCGGACAAGUACAAGCCUUUGAGUAACACGCUGGCCAAUCGGUUCGGCGCCGACUCAAAAUCUAUACCGGUAUCCGAGAUACCUCUGCCCAAUCUGCAGCUGCCCAUGGAGUUGCCUUACAACGACCAGUUCUCCCUCUUCGUGGAGAAGCACAGGAAGAUGGCGGGGAGACUCAUCGACAUAUUCAUGGGAAUGCGGAACGUUCAAGAUUUGAUUUCAAUUUGUUCAUAUUGCCAGCUACGCAUCAAUCCUUAUAUGUUCAACUACUGUCUGUCUGUCGCGCUUCUACACAGGCCUGACACCAAGGGCUUGGAUAUUCCGACCUUCGCCGAGACCUUUCCUGACAAGUUUAUGGAUCCGAAGGUCUUCCGUCGCGCCCGCGAGGUCAGCAACGUCGUCACAACUGGCGUGAGGAUGCCCAUCACCAUCCCGCAAAACUACACCGCCGCGGACUCUGAGCCUGAGCAGCGAGUCGCCUACUUCCGUGAGGACCUUGGCAUCAACCUCCACCAUUGGCACUGGCACCUGGUGUACCCGUUCGACGCGGCAGACCGCGCCGUGGUUAACAAAGACCGCCGCGGGGAGCUGUUCUACUACAUGCACCAGCAGAUCAUCGCCAGAUAUACCGCGGAGCGUUUCUGCAACAACUUGGGCAGGAUUAACCGCUACAGAAAUUUCCGUGAGCCAAUCGAGGAGGGUUACUUCCCCAAGCUGGAUUCCCAGGUCGCAAGUCGCGCUUGGCCACCGAGAUUUUCCGGCUCCACGAUCCGAGAUUUGGACAGACCGGUGGAUCAGAUCAGGAGUGAUAUCACCGAGCUCGAGACCUGGAGAGAUCGCUUCCUGCAAGCUAUCGAAAGCAAUUCCAUAGUAUUACCCAACGGCAGCCAGAUGCAGUUGGACGAGGCGACAGGCAUUGACGUGCUGGGCAACCUGAUGGAGUCGUCCGUCAUCAGCCGCAAUCGCGUCUACUACGGGGACUUGCAUAACAUGGGCCACGUCUUCAUCUCCUUCUCGCACGACCCCGACCAUCGUAACUUGGAAUCAUUUGGAGUCAUGGGCGACUCGGCGACGGCUAUGCGCGAUCCAGUGUUCUACCGCUGGCACUCCUACAUCGACGACAUUUUCAACAUUUACAAGAGCAAGCUGCCCGUAUAUGGAGAUGACCGGCUGGACUUCCCGGGCAUCCGCGUGUCGUCCGUCAGCGUCGAGGGCGGUGCCGGCGCGAACACGUUCGCAACGCAGUGGGAGCAGAGCACGGUGGACCUGAGCCGCGGCGUCGACUUCACUCCUCGCGGCAGCGUGUUGGCCCGCUUCACCCACCUGCAGCACGACGCGUUCAGCUACGUUAUCGAAGUGAACAACACCAGCGGCCGGGCCGCCACGGGCACCGUUCGGAUAUUUAUGGCGCCGACCCUGGACGAGAACGGCAGCCCGCUCAGCUUCGAGGACCAGAGGAGGCUCAUGAUUGAGCUGGACAAGUUCACACAGCCCCUGAGCGCGGGGAACAACACCGUGCGCCGUCGCAGCGUCGACUCGUCCGUGACGAUCCCUUACGAGCGCACGUUCCGCGGCCAGGGGGCCAGGCCCGGCGACCCGGGCUCCGCGGCCGCCGCCGAGUUCGACUUCUGCGGCUGCGGCUGGCCCCACCACAUGCUCAUACCGAAGGGCACCACCACCGGCUACCCGGUGGUGCUGUUCGCUAUGGUCACCAACUGGGACGAGGAUAAGGUUGAACAAGACUUGGUAGGUGCUUGCAACGACGCUGCGUCUUACUGCGGAAUUCGCAACCGACGCUACCCGGACAAACGGCCCAUGGGAUUCCCCUUCGACCGUCCCGCUGGACCCGGUGUUGCCAUUCUCUCGGACUUCCUGAAGCCCAACAUGGCGAUUAGGGAGUGCACUAUCCGCUUCACAGACGCGACCAGGCUGCGUGCUCAGCAGGGAUCAAAUAAAAUGAGGACGAAACCAUGUGGAUGCCGGGACGAGUAUACCGCAAAGGACAUAGACGCUAUUAUACGAAAGCCAUAUUAUUACCAAAAGUUACCAAACAAUGGAGGAAUCAUCGACCGUUCAAAUUGUUUACUUUCCAAUUUGGAAAACGUCAUAGAUUCAAACGACAACUCUGCAAGUUCGAAUGGAAAAAGC